AUGGCGUCGCAAGGCCCAAUCUCCGAAGUUGAAGCACUAGACGAUCGGCUGCUGAAUGACAUCGGCAUCGACCAACCUAGCAAUCCAGCGCACGAUGUCACCAGUCAAUCUGAGCAAUUUCUGGCUCCCCAACCAGGAUCGAAUUAUCCCCUAGAUUACUCCGAUGUUCCGUCCACCGCCGAUUCACAAGAUUCCUCGAAACAAAGACGGAAACACCAGCGCGGUGGCCGAAAAGCGAAGAAGCAGGAGGUCCAGCCGGUUUCAGAACUGGAUAUUCCCCCAAAGAAGAAUGGCGAGACUCCCGAGGAGGAAGAACAGCCGAAAGUUACCAAUCCCAAAUUGAAGCAUAGGGGUUCAGAUUCUCCGCUUGAGACUGGAAUAAGAGCCUUCAGCCUAAAAAGGGCUGAGUCCUCGGGUGGCAGACCUUUUGGCGUUUCAAUAGAGAGACAAGGCUCAAAGAGCAGGUCUAAAGCCAAAGCUAGACAAAAGUCGAAAUGCACGGCAUGUGGAAGGAGACCAAAGCACAUGCCAGACUUAAAGAAUACGAGGAAAGACGACUGGGAGAGCGAUAAUACAAGUGAGGCUGAGGAGAGCGAGGAAGAAGAGGAGGACCAGGAGGAGCACCAGGAGGAGCACCAGAAGGACGACGGGGAGAAGCUGCCGAAGAAGUCGAAGAAGAAGAAGCCCUUCGCUAUACGCUUAGACCUUAAUCUUGAGCUUGAGAUAUUCCUUCGCGCGAAGAUUAAGGGCGAUGUUACAAUAACAUUCUUGUAA
Molecule: messenger RNA, 774 nt
Organism: Venustampulla echinocandica
Lineage: Eukaryota; Fungi; Ascomycota; Leotiomycetes; Helotiales; Pleuroascaceae
Exons: 1
Coding region: 1-774 (257 amino acids)
Source: RefSeq, a predicted model, not a curated record